AACCCUAAUGCCCACCUCUAGAACAUUUGGUCAUCUUUCUUUCCCCUCUCUACAGCCUUCCACAGUUUCAUCCCGCCAGAACAUAAGCCCUUCGAAAAGAAACAUACGACGUCGUUCAGGACAAACCCUCAUCUAAAUUUCCCCUCGUCGGCCAUUCACAACACCAGCCAUGGCUGCAGCAGGUUCCUCUUUCUCUACUUCAAUCUUCGACUUCAAAAACUCCGGCCCGCCAGAUGACACGGUUUUCUACUCCAUCUUCCCAGACUCUUCCCUCAUCUCAUCCUCCUCCACCGCCGAGCUCCAGUCACUCCACCUCCGAAUCCUCCACCACAUCGCACCGUUCACCGGCCCGUACAUCUGGCAGCACCAACCAUUCUCUCUCUCCAUCGCCCCAACCCCCGUGCCUCACCUCGCCGGCCACCUCCGUUUCGGGGACAACCUAGAGGACGAGUGGUUCACCGUCUUCCUCCUCUUCGAGAUCUCCAGGGCCUUCCGCGAACUCUCCAUCCGCGUCUGGGACUCUGACGGCGAGUUCCUCCUGAUUGAGUCCGCCUUCCACCUCCCGAAAUGGCUGGACCCGGACACCUCCGGCAAUCGCGUCUUCAUUCGCCGUGGUCUCCUCCACAUCAUCCCGAGAUCGAUUUUCCCCUCGACACCAAAUCUUGAAGAUGCUCUGCGAUUUCUAGCCAACUCAGGGGAUGAUUCAGUUACGCGGGCCCCAGAUGCCGUUCAGCUGCAAUUGAGGAGGAAAAUUGGCGAGUAUCCCGAUCGCGCAUACAGGAACGUGCACAGAGUUAGGGUUAGGUUGCCAAUUUCAGUGGCGUGGGUGUUGAGGCACGAGCCCAGCUUGAUUUCGUUGGCGGUCGAGGGGUUUUAUGACAGAGAUAUUGACACUAUGAAGUACGCUGCUAAAAUGGAGAAGUUUUUGCCCAAUGGGAAAGCAGAGGAGAUGGUGGAGGUGGUGGUGAGGAUGUCGAGGGCGAUGUACGCACAGCUGAUGCAGCAAAAGUUUCUGGCUCCGAGUUGCUUCCCCAUGCCGGAUAGGAGCAAUGGAGGAAAAUAUAUGGAGGCAGAAUUGGGCAUGAAGAUUACUUGUGGUUUUGAGAUGAUGUAUCAAUUGAGAAAGAAGAAAGGGGAUGAAGGGAAGGGGAGUACGUGGGAAGCUUUCAUGGGGAGCUUGGAGAGUAGCGGUUAUUUUGAGGGGUUGUUGCCAGGGUCAAAGGAAUACAGGAGGUUGAUGGAGAAUGCGGAGGGGUACUACCGGAAUAGUUCACUGCACAUUAGGGCCAGAGAAGUAUUAAGUGCACCCAUUAGAUGCAUAGAUGAAGUUCUCGCACUUCCUCAUUCAGCUGAUGAUUUCCAGAAUCACGAGCUACCUCCAUCAGAUGAUGAUUCAUGGCUGUAUGGUGGUGAAGAUGAAUUAAAUGCUGCUCUUCAGGAUAGGCAAAAGGAGAUGGAAAUUUACAAUCUGGAACAAAAGAAGAAAAACAAGGGAAAAGAGCAGCAUGAGGAAGGUGCUUCAGCAUCUGGGAAGGAUUUUGACGAGUAUGAUCUUGGGGGGAUCGCUAAAUCCAUGAAGGCAUUUGUUAAGAAAAUCUCUAGUUAUGAAGGAGCUGAGGUUCCAAAUGACAGCAACAUGAAAGAUGUGGAGUUUGAUGUGGAUCAAUUUAUGAAAGACAUGGAAACUGUAAUGGGGCAGCGUGGCUCUGAAGAUAAUGACAGUGAUCUUGAUGUUAAUGUUGAUGAAGGAUUAUCUUCAGACCUUGAUUUUGAUGAUUAUGAGGAUAAGAGUGAGCAUUCAGAGGAUAAUGAAGAGGGAGGAGAUGAGUUCAUGCGUUCCUAUUCCGAUGUUCUAAACAAGGAAUUGAAGGCUACCACACUUGAUAAGACCUUUGUUCAUGCUCAAGACCAAUCUUCUAAGAAGAAUGACGAGGCAAAAGCUAUAACUUGUGCAUUAGGAACUUCAACUGGUAAUAAUGACAUGGAUGAGUUCACCCCAGUGGAUGUCGAUAUGAACUUGGUAAAAAAUUUCCUCGAUUCUUAUUCUUCUCAAGAAGGAUUGUCUGGCCCUGCUUCCAAUCUUCUAGGACUCAUGGGUUUAAGGUUGCCUGAUGAUGCUGGCAAAGGCAAAUGAUAGUCUGUUAUUCACUUCAGUAUAGGAUCUUCAAUAUCUUAAAACACUGUUUAUGAAAUACAGCAUGUAACUGUUAGAAUGUAUGAGCUACUUGGUAUUUAUUUCUGGUUAGGGAUUGAUAUAUGACAAUGACUAUUCAUACCACAAAGGAUUUACCUGGGCCCAAGAAGUUGGGGGUUUGUAAUUCUUAUGAUGCGUGUGUUUGUAAGACCAGUAUUAAAAUACUAAAAUAAAACAAACGGCAACUGAUAGUGUGUUGAAAAUUUGAAUUUAAAUUUGAUAUGGUAUCAUUUGUCGGAUAGAUAUCUUAUUUCUGC
Messenger RNA from Striga asiatica, 2451 nucleotides. Lineage: Eukaryota; Viridiplantae; Streptophyta; Magnoliopsida; Lamiales; Orobanchaceae. The record is from the annotation of a GenBank genome assembly.